This is a messenger RNA of Hemicordylus capensis (graceful crag lizard), 1662 nucleotides long. Its product is annotated as zinc finger and SCAN domain-containing protein 16-like. The record is from RefSeq and is a predicted model, not a curated record. The transcript has 4 exons. Gene Ontology annotation, biological process: regulation of transcription by RNA polymerase II. Gene Ontology annotation, molecular function: DNA-binding transcription factor activity, RNA polymerase II-specific; RNA polymerase II cis-regulatory region sequence-specific DNA binding. Bases 89 to 1573 code for a protein of 494 amino acids. Lineage: Eukaryota; Metazoa; Chordata; Lepidosauria; Squamata; Cordylidae.
GGCUACUUCCCCGCCGCUCUAUGAUUUUCCCUGCAGGAGGAAGAAAGGCGAAAGAAAAAUAAGGGACUACUAUUGAGUGGAAGAGUGCAUGGAGAGAGGUUUUGACACUGAGCGAUUAAUUGUGUGGAAUCCGGCAACGAUGAAAAUGGGGGACCAAGACCUGGCAGGCCAUACCCAAGGGGAGGGCUUAGAAAGUGCCACAAAGGCUGGGAGUAUUGGCGAAGUCCUCCAGAGAAUACCAGGAGUCCAGCUGGUUAAACAGGAACCAGGCGAGGGGCUAUUUCAACACUGGGAAGCCCAAUGGCAGGAGUUCCUGAAGACAGUAGAGUCCCCUCAGUCUCACUGGGUAAUCCCACAGCUGUCAGAGGAGCCCUCGCCAUGGGAUGACGCUAAGGGCUUUCUGGCCUCCUUUGAACAAGUGGCUGAGGCCUGCCGGUGGCCCAGAGAGGAGUGGGUGAGCGGACUCUUGCCAGCCCUCAGCGGCGAAGCCGAGCAGGCUUUUCUUAGGCUGGACGUCAGUGACAGGGAGGAUUAUAGGAAGCUGAAGGCAGCCAUCUUGCAAAGGGACACCAUGAGGAGAGAGAACCAACGCCAGCACUUCAGGCGUUUCUCCUACCGGGAGGCCGAGGGGCCACGAGGGGCCUGCAGCCGGCUCCGUGAACUUUGCCAUGGGUGGCUGAAGGUUGAGAGGCACACCAAGGAGCAGAUCCUGGAGUUGUUGAUCCUGGAGCAGUUUCUGGCCAUCCUGCCCCCAGAGAUCCAGGACUGGGUGAGGGAACGUGGCCCAGAGACCUGUGCUCAGGCGGUGGCCCAGGCUGAGGAUUUCCUGCAGAUGCAACGAGAGGCCAGCAGACGGGAACAGCAGAUGCUGACCCUACUGGAAGAGGCAGCUGUGAGUUCCUCAAAGGCAGAGCAGACGCCAUCUGGCCCUGGAGAGAGAGAGCUGCCCAGGGAGGUCAAACAGGAGUAUGACAGGAAUGCCAAGUUAAUAGAUUACAUGGUGGUGAAUCAGUGGGAAGAGAAAAGCAGUCAGAUGGAAAACUCUGGCCUAGUCGAGUUGGAUGGGUCAUUCCAAAUAAGAGGAAUGGAGAACAUGGCCCAGGAUCGGGAAGAGGGAAGGGCCUCUGAGAAUCGGCACAGCCCAAAGAGGCAGCAAAGACACCAUUCAAGGAUCAGAACAAGUAAAUCCAUUCCCGGCAUGGCAAACAAGGCCCUCAGUGAAAGCUUCCUGUGGCACAAAGGAGAUACACACAUCAUGCCUGUGGAAGGCUUCAGAGAGGACUUGGGCCAUCCCAAGCAUAAAAGGGCCCAUAGUCAGGAGACCCCAUUUCAGUGUGCCAAGUGUGGGAAAAUCCUCAGCCGGAAGGACCACCUCAUGCGGCAUCUGCGCAUCCACAUUGCGGAGAAACCACACAAAUGCUCUUACUGUGGGAAAACCUUCUUUGAGCGCUCGGACCUUAUCAGGCAUGAGAGAACUCACACAGGCGAGAGGCCAUAUAAAUGCCCCUUCUGUGAGAAAAGUUUCAGUCACAAAUGGCUCCUUAUUAAACAUGAACGAACCCACACAGCGUAGAGCCCCAAUGAGUGCUUGCAAUGUGGAAAUAGGACCCUUUCAGUUUAUCACAAAUGAGAUAUACAGGUGAAACUCAGAAAAUUAGAAUA